AUGGUGUCAAAAAGAAAAAUGCCUUCAAGGCAUGAUUCACUCAGCACCUUUGAAGUCAUGUUUGCCGCUCUCUUCACCAUGCUGGUGUUGGUCUGUGCUGGAUUAAUUGCUGUGGCCUGGCUGGCAAUGGAGGGAUUAGAAGGAGGUAAAUCACAUGGGGCUGAAUCUGAAAAACGGCAUGAAACUAGAGGGACAUUUAAAAUAACAUCAGGAGCUACAUACAAUCCAAAUUUACAAGACAAACUUUCAGUGGAUUUCAAAGUUCUUGCUUUUGACCUUCAGCAAAUGAUAGAUGAGAUCUUUCAAUCAAGUAAUCUGAAAAAUGAAUAUAAAAACUCAAGAGUCUCAAAAUUUGAAAAUGGAAGUGUUAUAGUUCUAUUUGACCUUUUCUUUGACCAUUGGGUGUCAGAUGAAAAUGUAAAAGAAGAACUGAUUCAGGGCAUUGAAGCAAAUAAGUCCAGUCAACUGGUCACUUUCCAUGUUGAUUUGAGCAGCAUCAAUAUCACAGAAAAACUAACAACAAACAGUCUUCUGCCAACUCCAGGAAAUGUUUCCAUAGAAUGCCUGCCUGGUUUAAGACUUUGUAUUGAUGCUCUACAUUGUAUAGCAAUUGACUUAUUUUGUGAUGGAGAACUAAACUGUCCAGAUGGUUCUGAUGAAGAUAACACAGUUUGUGCAACAGCUUGUGAUGGAAGAUUUUUGUUGACUGGAUUUUCUGGAACUUUUCAGGCUGCUUUUUAUCCAAAACCUAAAUCAAGUGUUUGUCAGUGGAUUAUACGAGUAAACCAAGGGCUUUCCAUUGAACUACGCUUCAAUUCUUUCAAUAUCUUUUACACAGACGUAUUAAACAUUUAUGAAGGUGUGGGUACAAGCAAGAUUUUAAGAGCUUCUAUCUUGGAAUUUAAUCCUGGCACAAUUAGGAUUUUUUCCAACCAAGUUACCAUCACCUUUCUUGUAGACUCUGAUGAAAAUGAUUAUAAAGGCUUUACUGCAGCAUACACAACUUUUAAUAGCACCGAGCUUAAUAAUUAUGAUAAAAUCAACUGUGAUUUUGAAGAUGGAUUUUGUUUCUGGAUCCAAGAUCUAAAUGAUGAUAAUGAAUGGGAAAGGAUACAGGGGCACACCUUUCCUCCUUUAACUGGACCUAAUUUUGACCAUACAUUUGGCAAUGUGUCAGGAUAUUACAUUUCCACCCCAACUGGACCAGGAGGAAGAAGAGAAAGAGUUGGACUUUUAAGUCUUCCUUUACACCCCACUUUGGAACCUGUCUGCCUUAGUUUCUGGUAUUUUAUGUAUGGUGAAAAGGUCUAUAAGUUAAGUGUCAAUAUCAGUAGUGACCAAAACAAGGAGAAGACGGUAUUCCAAAAGGAAGGGAAUUAUGGAGACAAUUGGAAUUAUGGACAAAUCACAUUAAAUGAAACAGUGGACUUUAAGGUUGUUUUUAGUGCUUUCAAAAACCAGAUCCAAAGUGAUAUAGCAUUAGAUGACAUCAGCCUAACACAAGGAAUUUGCAACGUGAGCCUUUAUCCAGAACCAACUUUGGUCCCAACUCCUCCACCUGAACUUCCUACGGACUGUGGAGGACCUUUUGAACUGUGGGAGCCAAACACAACAUUUACGUCUAUGAACUUUCCUAACAACUACCCUAACCAGGCUUUCUGUAUUUGGUAUUUAAAUUCACAAGAAGGAAAGAACAUACAACUUCAUUUUCAAGAAUUUGAGUUAGAAAAUAUUGCAGAUGUUGUUGAAAUAAGAGAUGGCAAAGGAGACAAUUCCUUGUUCUUGGAUGUCUACACAGGAUCUGGUCCAGUAAAAGAUGUUUUCUCAACCACCAAUAAAAUGACUGUUCUUUUUAUCACUGACACCGAGUUGGCAAAAGGAGGGUUUAAAGCAAACUUUAGUACUGGCUAUCACUUGGGGAUUUCAGAGAGCUGCAAGGAAGACAACUUUCAGUGUAAGAAUGGAGAGUGUGUGCCACUGGUGAAUCUCUGUGAUGGUUUUUUGCACUGUGUGGAUGGCUCAGAUGAAAAGCACUGUGUGAGUCUUUUCAAUGGCACAACAAAUACCACCGGCUUGGUGCAGUUCAGAAUCCAGAGUAUAUGGCAUAUAGCCUGUGCUGAGAACUGGACUACACAUAUUUCAAAUCAUGUUUGCCAGCUACUGGGACUAGGGAGUGGAAACUCAUCUGUUCCUGUCUUCUCUACUGGAGGUGGACCAUUUGUAAACUUAAAUACAGCACCUAAUGGCAGCUUAAUAUUAACAUCAAGCAAACAGUGUUUACAGGAUUCCUUGAUUCUUUUACAAUGUAACCAGAAACCCUGUGGGAAAAAACUGAUAGCCAAAGGAGACAGACCAAAGAUUUCUGGUGGAAAUGAUGCCAAAGAAGGAGCCUGGCCCUGGCUCACUGCUCUGUAUUACAACAAUCAGCUGCUCUGUGGUGCUUCUUUAGUCAGCAAAGACUGGCUGGUAUCUGCUGCCCACUGUGUGUAUGGGAGAAAUUUACAGCCAUCUCGGUGGAAAGCGGCCCUAGGCUUGCAUAAAGCAUCAAAUAUGGCUUCACCUCAUACAGUAACUCGGUUGAUAGAUCAAAUCAUCAUAAACCCACAUUAUAAUAGGCGAAUAAAGGACAGUGAUAUCGUCAUGAUGCACCUGGAAUUUAAUGUGAACUUUACAGACUAUAUACAACCUAUCUGUUUACCAGAAGAAAGUCAAGUUUUUCCUCCAGGAAGAAAUUGUUCUAUUGCUGGCUGGGGAUGGCUUGUACAUCAAGGUCCUACUGCAGAUAUAUUGCAAGAAGCUGAGGUUCCUCUUGUAUCAAAUGAGAAAUGCCAGCAACAGAUGCCAGAAUAUAACAUUACAGAAAACAUGAUGUGUGCAGGCUAUGAAGAAGGAGGGAUAGAUUCUUGUAAGGGAGACUCUGGAGGACCAUUAAUGUGCCAAGAAAACAACAGGUGGUUCCUGGCUGGUGUGACAUCAUAUGGAUAUGAGUGUGCACGGCCCAGGCGCCCAGGGGUCUAUGUCCGGGUCAGGAGGUUCACAGAAUGGAUACAAAGUUUUCUAAAUUAA
Molecule: messenger RNA, 3066 nt
Organism: Erinaceus europaeus (western European hedgehog)
Lineage: Eukaryota; Metazoa; Chordata; Mammalia; Eulipotyphla; Erinaceidae
Gene: TMPRSS15
Product: transmembrane serine protease 15
Exons: 25
Coding region: 1-3066 (1021 amino acids)
Biological process (GO): proteolysis
Cellular component (GO): membrane
Molecular function (GO): serine-type endopeptidase activity; protein binding
Source: RefSeq, a predicted model, not a curated record